AUGAGAAAGAGUGAACAUGACACAUCGGUGGUGUGUCCUUGCGGAAAGGUAUGCAAGAACCAGCGAGGGAUGAAGAUCCAUCAAUCACGGAGUGGCUGUCAGUCUCGGGGAGGACAGAUGCAACGCUCAGGGCAACCUGGUCAGACGGGGGAGACAACUAGUCGGGGUUCCAACCACAGUGCUAGCAGUGUCCCAGCACCUGUACUUUCAUUGACUGAAGGCAGUUCUUUGGGAGGUGAAUCAUCAUUGCUUGAUGACCUUUCGAGUCCAUCGCUUGAGGACCUGACAACAGCACUGACUGAGGAAGAGGAAGACACCCCAUUAGAAGGCUCGCCUAUAUUUGGGUCUGCACAACUGGAAGACUCCCCUAUUUUUAGCCCUAUAAACAGGCACAGAGAGUUGCAAGGCCAAGAAAGCCCAGGAAGUUCAUUUUCCUUUCCCCAGUCAUGGGCUAGUCAACCUGUCCGCGAAGACACAAAACUGAGCCAGAAGCAACAACAUCCUGCUAGUACAGAGAGAAGACAAAAGAUUGCUUGGCCCAAGAUGAAUGACAGUAGAUGGGCGACCUAUGAUAACGACUUAGAUGUUAUCCUGCAAACAGCACUUUCAGGCAGCGUAGAAAGAAAACUCCAAGCCUUACCUUCAAUUGCCUAUGCUGUUGGUAAAGAAAGAUUUGGAAUAGAAAAACCAACAUCCGUUGCAAAGUCCAGACCCAGACAGAAUAGACGAGUUGUUGAAAUCAAGAAGCUGAGAGCUGAACUACGAGCUUUACGCAAACGAUUCGUGCAGUCAGAGGUGUCUGAGAGGGAAGGCUUGUCAAAACUACGUGGAGAGAUUAGAGAAAGAUUGAAGACACUGACAGCAGCAGAAAGAAUAAAAAAGAAGAGAAGAAACAGAGCUAAGAAGAGAGCAAAAUUCAUCUCCAACCCAUACAAGUUCUCUAGGGAACUUUUGGGAGAAGAGAAAUCCGGCUCACUAGAGUCCAGCCAGGAAGAGGUAGAACACUUCCUCACAGAAACCCACUCCGAUCCUCAACGAGAUCAGCCACUUGGGGACUGUGACAACAUACUUCCUGAAAAAGAACCACUUCUACCUCUCGACAUGAAAGAACCAUCGUUUGCCGAGAUAAGAGACAUUGUAAUGAAGGCACGCUCUUGUUCUGCUCCUGGUCCAAGUGGCAUCCCUUAUAAGGUGUACAAGAAAUGCCCCAAACUUCUGAAACGGCUAUCUGUUCUCCUUCGAGUUAUUUGGAAGAAAGGAAAAGUGCCUGAGUGUUGGAAACAAGCCGAAGGUUGCUUCAUCCCAAAAGAGAAGAACUCCAAGACAAUCAAGCAGUUCAGAACCAUCUCCCUCUUAAGUGUAGAAGGAAAGAUCUUCUUUUCUGUUUUGGCUAGAAGACUGACAACAUACAUAACUACCAACAAGUAUGUCGACAUCUCAGUGCAGAAAGGCGGAAUCCCUGGUCUAUCAGGAUGCGUAGAACAUACAAGCGCACUAACGCAACUCCUGCAUGAAGCAAGAAUCAAUCAUAGAGAUUUGACUGUGGUGUGGCUUGACUUAGCAAACGCAUAUGGUUCAAUACCCCAUGAGCUGAUCAAGAAGUCAUUAGAACACUACCAUAUUCCUGACCAUGCAAGAAGCCUCAUCAUGAACUACUUUGACAACAUUCAUCUGAGGUUCUCAUGUAGUAGGUUCACCACUAACUGGUUGCAACUACAGAAGGGAAUUGUCACAGGCUGUACGAUCUCCGUCAUACUAUUUGUAAUGGGUAUGAAUAUGAUCCUCAAGGCAGCUGAAAGGGAGACAAGAGGACCCAAGACAAGUAGUGGCAUCAGGCUUCCAUCAAAUCGAGGCUUCAUGGAUGACAUGACCGUGACAACAGAGAGCCACAUUCAGACCAGAUGGAUCCUUAAGGCACUUGACAAGACAAUAACAUGGGCUAGAAUGCAAUUCAAGCCAGCAAAGUCGAGAUGUCUGAUCGUAAAGAAGGGAAAAGUGAUGGACAAGUUUAAAUUGUUUAUACAGGAUGAAGAAAUCCCAGCACUUGCCAAUAAUCCAAUAAAGUGCUUAGGGAAGUGGUUUGAUUCCUCCAUGACAGACAAAGACAGUAAAAACAGACUCCACCAGCAGGUUCAUGAUGGCUUACGUAGAAUUGACAAGUGUGAGCUUCAAGGAAAGUUCAAGGCGUGGAUAUACCAGCACAGUUUCCUGCCAAGACUUGUCUGGCCAUUGAUGGUGUACGAGUUACCACUUACUACUGUUGAGAAAUUGGAACAAGCCAUCAGCAAACAUCUGAGAAGAUGGUUGGGACUACCCCCUUCCUUCACAAGUAUUGGUUUAUACGGACACUCGAACAAACUCCAGUUACCAAUUAACUCCCUUGUAGAAGAGUUUAAGGUCGCAAAAGCUCGUCUAUUGCUCACACUGCGAGACUCCAAAGAUAACAAGAUCAGUGGUGCAGGCAUAGACAUCCGAACUGGUAGAAAGUGGUCAGUAAGCCAUGAAGUUGAAAGGGCUGAAAGUAGUCUCAAACACCAAGACAUUGUUGGCUCUACGAACAGAGGAAGAGAAGGUCUAGGUACAAGAAGCCAUCAAAGUUGGGCGGACGCUAACCUUCAAGAGAGAAGAUCUAUGGUACAGUCAGAGAUUAGACGGUCUGAGGAGCAAGAAAGGUCAGCAAAGGCAGUUCAGUUUGGUAGUCAAGGCAACUGGACAAAAUGGACAGUACCAGAGAGGAAACUCACUUGGAACGAGUUGUGGACUUACGAACCACUCCAGCUAAGCUUUCUCCUACGUUCAGUAUAUGACAUGCUCCCAACGCCAACAAAUUUGUACCAGUGGAAGAUGACAGAAGACCAAACCUGUCCACUUUGUGAGAAGAAAGGGUCGUUGCGCCAUAUUCUAUCAGGCUGCCCUACCGCUUUGUCUCAGGGGCGGUACAGAUGGCGGCAUGACAAGGUCCUCGGCGAAUUGGCACAUGUCCUUGAAAAGGAAAGAAGGAAAGUUAAACCUCUGAUUCCAAAAAGCCAUUUAAUCAACUUUGUUAGAGAAGGAGAGAAGAAACCUGUGUCCACAGUAGAGAGAGGUAUCUUGCAGAACUCUAAAAGCUGGGACCUGCGGGCAGAUCUAGGAAAGAAGUUACAAUUUCCUGAAGAAAUCGCCCACACAACUCUCAGACCUGACAUCGUUAUUUGGUCCAGAAAUCCAAAGACAGUAAUUAUGGUGGAGUUAACAGUGCCUUGGGAAGAGAGAGUUGAAGAGUCGAAUGAGUUAAAGAGGGAAAAGUACGAAGAGCUAGCCAACACAUGCAGAGGGAACGGUUGGAAAACAUGGGUCUUCCCUGUAGAAGUAGGAUGCCGCGGCUUCCCAUCCAGUUCAGUGUGGAGAAUGCUUGGGGCAUUGGGCAUCAAAGGAGCAACAAGAAAGACAUCAGUCCAUGUCCUCAGCAAAGCUGCUGAGAGAGCCUCAUGUUGGCUUUGGCUACAGCGUAGCAAUACAUGCUGGAAGCCAACACAGACCGGGUAG
Mercenaria mercenaria is the source of this 3525-nucleotide messenger RNA. RefSeq lists its product as uncharacterized. The record is from RefSeq and is a predicted model, not a curated record. The transcript has a single exon. NCBI's taxonomy places the organism in Eukaryota, Metazoa, Mollusca, Bivalvia, Venerida, Veneridae. The coding region runs from base 1 to 3525 and encodes 1174 amino acids.